This is a messenger RNA of Selaginella moellendorffii, 3304 nucleotides long. Its product is annotated as glycine dehydrogenase (decarboxylating), mitochondrial. The record is from RefSeq and is a predicted model, not a curated record. Lineage: Eukaryota; Viridiplantae; Streptophyta; Lycopodiopsida; Selaginellales; Selaginellaceae. Gene Ontology annotation, biological process: glycine decarboxylation via glycine cleavage system. Gene Ontology annotation, cellular component: glycine cleavage complex; chloroplast envelope; apoplast. The transcript is spliced from 15 exons. Gene Ontology annotation, molecular function: pyridoxal phosphate binding; glycine binding; glycine dehydrogenase (decarboxylating) activity. Bases 99 to 3224 code for a protein of 1041 amino acids.
UCGGCUAAGUUGGCUGGUGCUCUCCCUCAUGAGCUCUACGAUAGGCGGUCACUGUGUUCUCGGCGUCUAGGGUUUGUGGGAGCGGCACGGUCGACGCGAUGGAGAAGGCGGGCCGGGUGAUCCGGCGCUUGAAGCAGGAGCGAUCGCUGUAUCGGCGACUCCAUUCUUCGUCGUCGAUCCGGCCGGCGCCGCUCUUGCCCUCGGCAUCGCUCUUGCAGGGAUCGUUCACCGGAUUCCAAUGCGCCAGCGGCGGCAGCUCGAAAUCUUUCCUCGCCCGGCCGCUGCUGCCAUGGUCCGCAAGAUCCAUCUCCGUGGAGGCGCUGCGUCCGAGCGAUACCUUUCCCCGGCGCCACAACGGAUCCAGCGCGGAGGAGCAAAAGGUAAUGGCCGAGGUCGUGGGAUUCUCGAGCAUGGAUGAGCUUGUGGAGGCCACGGUUCCAAAGCCGAUCAAGCGGGGGCCGAUGUCGCUGCCAGGCAAGUUCCAUGAGGGAUUGACAGAGAGCCAGAUGAUCGACCACAUGAAAUAUCUGGCUGCCAAGAACAAGAUCGCCAAGUCCUACAUUGGAAUGGGCUACUACAACACCAUCGUCCCGCCCGUGAUCCUUCGCAACAUCAUGGAGAAUCCGGGAUGGUACACGCAGUACACACCUUACCAGGCCGAGAUCGCCCAGGGAAGAUUGGAGUCGCUUCUCAAUUACCAGACCAUGAUCGCCGAGCUCACGGGCUUGCCGAUGUCCAACGCUUCGCUACUCGACGAAGGAACCGCUGCUGCCGAGGCCAUGGGAAUGUGUCUCAACAUCGGGAGUAGGAAGAGGCCCAAGUUCUUGAUCGCUAGCAACUGCCACCCCCAGACGAUCGAUGUUUGCGUCACUCGCGCGGAUGGUCUCGGGAUGACUGCUUCGAUCGUGGAUCCCGACAAGUUUGAGUUCUCCAAGGACGUUUGCGGUGUUCUCGUCCAGUAUCCUGCGACCGAUGGUAGUAUCACGGACUACGCCAGCUUGAUUUCGAGCGCUCAUGCGAAUGGAGUAAAGGUGGUGGUGGCGACUGACUUGCUAGCACUUACGUGCUUGAAGCCUCCAGGGGAGAUUGGAGCCGAUAUGGCUGUUGGGUCGGCACAGAGAUUUGGAGUGCCUCUGGGAUACGGUGGACCGCAUGCUGCGUUCCUGGCCACCUCGCAGGAAUACAAGCGGAUGAUGCCGGGACGUAUCAUUGGAGUCAGUGUUGAUUCCAAUGGAAAGCCGGCACUCCGUAUGGCUUUGCAAACUCGUGAGCAGCACAUAAGACGUGACAAAGCCACCAGCAACAUUUGCACGGCCCAGGCUCUUUUGGCAAAUAUGUCCGCUAUGUAUGCUGUGUACCAUGGACCAGAGGGUUUGAAGGCUAUAGCAGAUCGGGUACAUGGACUGGCAACGGUGUUUUCUGAGGGAGUGAAAAAACUUGGUUAUCAAGUCGGUAGCGACCCUUUCUUUGAUACUGUCAAAGUUUCCGCUUCGAAUGCAUCCUCUUUGGCGGAGACGGCUGCGAAAGAAGGAAUCAAUUUGCGUGUCUUAGACGCGAAUACGGUUACCGUGGCCUUUGAUGAGACAAUCACUCUUGAAGAUGUAGAUAACUUGUUCAAAGUAUUUGCUAAAGGAAAACGGGUAAAUUUUACUGCCGAAUCGCUUGCACCAUCUGCGGGAUCGUCAUUGCCAAAGGAAAUGGUCCGUGAGAGUGCUUACCUGACACAUCCCAUUUUCAACUCAUAUCACUCCGAGCACGAGCUUCUUCGUUACCUGCAUAGAAUUCAAGCCAAGGAUUUGUCCCUAGUCCACAGCAUGAUCCCGUUGGGGUCCUGCACCAUGAAGCUGAAUGCCACAGUUGAGAUGAUGCCGGUUACGUUUCCUGAGUUUGCCAACAUUCAUCCUUUUGCUCCUCUCGAUCAAACUGGUGGUUAUCAGGAAAUGUUCAAAAAUCUUGGAGACUUUCUAUGUGAAAUCACAGGCUUUGAUUCCGUCUCUUUGCAGCCGAAUGCUGGUGCCGCGGGUGAAUAUACAGGUUUGAUGGUGAUUCGUGCUUAUCAGAAGGCGAAAGGGGAAGGCCAUCGGAACGUUUGUAUCAUCCCAGUGUCAGCUCAUGGGACAAACCCUGCCAGUGCAGCCAUGUGCGGCAUGAAGAUCGUCUCGAUCGGUACAGAUGCUAAUGGAAACGUUGAUAUAGCAGAACUGAAACAGGCAGCCGAAGCGAACAAGGAUAACCUUUCUGCGUUAAUGGUUACAUAUCCUUCUACUCAUGGCGUGUAUGAAGACGGCAUCGAUGACAUAUGCGACAUAAUUCAUAAAAAUGGAGGUCAGGUGUACAUGGAUGGUGCUAAUAUGAACGCACAGGUUGGCCUUACAAGUCCUGGAUUCAUCGGAGCAGAUGUCUGUCACUUGAAUCUCCACAAGACAUUCUGUAUACCUCAUGGAGGUGGUGGCCCAGGAAUGGGUCCAAUUGGAGUGAAAAAACACUUGACGCCGUUUUUACCGUCUCAUCCGGUGGUAUCGACUGGCGGUAUACCACCAAGUUCAGAAAAAGCACAACCCCUGGGUACAAUUUCAGCGGCACCUUGGGGUUCUGCGUUGAUUCUUCCGAUUUCCUAUACAUACAUUGCAAUGAUGGGCUCAGAGGGCCUUACCAGCGCGUCAAAGCUGGCGAUACUCAACGCCAAUUAUAUGGCCAAGCGUCUCGAGAAUCAUUAUCGUAUUUUGUUCCGAGGCAAAAAUGGAACCUGUGCUCACGAGUUCAUAGUUGAUUUGAGAGCAUUCAAGGCGACAGCAAAUAUAGAGCCUGAAGACGUUGCAAAGCGUCUAAUCGACUACGGCUUUCAUGCGCCAACUAUGUCUUGGCCAGUUCAUGGGACAUUGAUGAUCGAACCAACAGAAAGCGAGAGCAAGGCGGAGCUGGACCGCUUCUGUGACGCAAUGAUCUCGAUCCGAGAGGAGAUACGAGCCAUAGAAAAUGGCACAUGUAACGCUGCGGACAACGUCCUAAAGGGAGCGCCUCAUUCUGCCUCUAUGGUCCUGUCGGACAAGUGGAACAAGCCCUACUCCCGCAAGCUGGCUGCUUACCCGGCCACAUGGGUUGAAAGCUCGAAGUUUUGGCCGUCAACUGGUCGUGUUGACAAUGUAUAUGGUGAUCGCAACCUUGUGUGCACCCUUAUUAACGGGGAUGCUACACCCGCUGAAGAGCGGGUGGCUACUGCUUAAGAUCGAAAUGUGCAAAGAAAUCAAAUUUCUACGCCUCUUGUACAGCCAGGUACUAAAUAUGUAUACUUUUGCGCACGAAA